GCGUAAUCUGUAUAUGAGAGCCUGCCGUGUCGCUUUUGGUGUCUCUUGCCAGAUCUUGGCUAACAAUUAUAUCCUCGGGAGCCUCCUUUUAGGCGCGCAUCGUGUUGUGAAGCCUGCAUAAAAUUGACGACGGUCGAAUCAGCUUCGCGGUAGCCCUGCAGCUAGGCCGAGAACAGAAAUGAGGUGAGCCAGAAGAGCAAUCCCACGUUACCAGGGGACCGGGCUGGAUGAUUGGGCGCGCCAUUGCGGCCUCCAACGCCCAUCCCCUUUUUUCCACCACGCCAGAUGCCAUCUGCCAUCUCAAAGUGUCGCAUCCCGCUACCCCGACACAGCAUUUGCGGCAAACAACCCGCAUCCUGGAUUCCUGGAUUAUGACAAGCAUGCGAUGCUGACGCGAAUACGACUCGAGUCCUUUCCUUGUGCUUGUGUUCCUUGACAUUGAUGAACAUGGAGGAUAUGGUCUCAGUCGUCGCCGUCGCCUCCGAGAUGGACUCCCGUACCGGCAGCGCAGAUCUCGGCCCCGUGUUCCACUUCGGCGAAGCUGGCGAUCACUCCCCCUUCUUCGACCCCGCCUUCGGUUCCUUGAUUUUCUUUGACACAUUCCACGCGGCCUCCGACCGGCGAGACUACCCACUUGGCCCCGGACCAAGUGCUUAUUCUGCGCUUGUGCCGUCGAACCAUGCCUCCUUUGAUACCCAGUUCCACGGCCCCGGGACCAAGAUCAUCGCGGCCCGAAAUAGCGACCACAACCCCGGCAACCCACAGUCUUAUCCCAACGCGCCGCCUACCAUCUACGCCGAGGGUCAACGAGCGGACAUUUACGACUUUGAGUACCUCGAGUCGAAUGUCGGCCCACCAUUUGGAGGAGGCCCAAUCAUCGGCCCGAUAAAUCACCUUCCUCAAUUGGAAGGUCCGUACAGCAAUUGCGAUGGCUUCUUAAGUCCGGAUCUGAACUCAUCCUUCGGUCCUCUGGCUCAUGCUCUCUCUAAUGGAUACCAUACCGGAUCCAGCUCCGACUCCAGCCCCGGCCCCGACAGUCCAGUCCCAACUCUACUGGGAGUCUCUCCGUCGACCGAAGUCCGGCAUAGGAUCAAUCCUAAUUCAGCCUUCGACCUCGAUGCAUCACGUCGUCCCUCGAUAGCCAGUACCGAAAUCAAAUUCGAGCACAAUACCGGAGCUAGUCCAUCGCCACGACCGCCGAACCGCAAAGGAGCAGCCAAAAACUCGGCAGGUUCGCUUGAGAUCAUCUUGUAUAAGCCGAGUGGAAAGCCAGAUGGACGGCUCUCCAAGAAACGCCCUGCCUUUGACGAGGUCACCACUGGGAGCAGUACGCCCCAGACCCUCCGUCGAAUAUCGCUGGAAGAUGAGAGUGGCCAGGUGAAGGCUACCAUGACUACGUUUGGGAAACGCCCCAGAAUCCGGACUCCUUUCGACGAAGAAAAACGCCGACGCACAGCCCUCGCUCGGAAGGAAGGUGUAUGCGCGCGAUGCAAGAGGUCAAAGAGACAGUGUGAUCUCGCCGCCAAAGGCCUCUAUGUCAGCUGUACCCUGUGCACGUGCACCAAGAUCUACAAGAAUGUCCCUCGCAUGCCUUGCUUCCGAUCCACCUUGGUCGACAUCAUGUUCUUCCGUGCCGGUCCUGCAGCCAACGAGCCAUUGUUCACCAGACGUCUUGUCGAGUUUAAGCUCGAGGAUCUUUCCGCCCCCGAUGUCCCUGUCCGUACGCUGAAACUUAGUCAAAGAAUGGGUCACCAUCGUUUGACCGUGUAUGCCUCCGAGUUCAAGCCAGAGCCCACCGAUAAACUCUCGUAUUACUGGAAAGAUUCAGCCGGAAUGAUUCACGAGAUGAAGAUACCACCGUUUACCCUCACCAAUCUGGACAAAGUUCACGCCCAUUUCCGGCAAUACAUUGACGCCGCCAAAGGGUCCUAUCUCGAAUCGUUGAGGGGUCAGCAGGAUGACGGUUUGACUUGGAAGACUGUUUCAACGGCAAUGGAAUAUGCACGGAGAAAACCGGACUCUCUCGUUGCCGAUACUCUCGAUAUGUGGGCCGUUUCCCGAAUGAUCGAAAUCCCAUGGGAGAUAUGCGGAGAAUGGACAGACACGCUCGGCAUGUCACCGGUCCAGAAUCCUGAGAACCCACACAAGGGCAAGAUCCCGAUCCCGCCGAUCAUGGACACGCUUCUUGAUCAGAUUGUCAUCAGGCAUUUUCUGCAGCCGUUGCGUGAACGGGUGAUCAAGAAGUUCGAGCAGCUGAUCAGCCCAGCACGGCCGGAAGUGUGGUUCGAGGUGUACCUGUCUGCUUUUAUCAUCCUCAAUCACAUUGAGAGACUGGCUAAACAUUCGGCAUCCCAUGCGAGACUUCACAGCAUGCCGACCAAGUACUCCAACACUUCGUUCCUCGAAGGGGCAUUUCACACCGCCAAGGUCAUCCUCUCGCGCUUCCACUUUGUGUGCAACGGGUCUGCGCCCCUGCGGCUGGACUGGAAGAAGGAGAAGACUGCAGAGCUGGCCAAGCUGCAGCCGAAGGAGGUUGCUUUGAUGGAGGAGACACAGGCCAUCAUACGACGCAAAGAGAAUGAUGUUUUGAGCCUGCGAAAGACGCACCAAUACGAAAGUCCACUCUACUGGUGCCAUCAGCUGUAUUUCGAGGAUUGGGACACCUCCCCGGUACAUAUUGUCGAGGAAUGAACCUGACAGGAGGCUUUUAUCAUGUUUUAUACCCAUGAAGCAAUUCAACUAGCAAGCGAAGGAGUUUUGGAAAGUAAUACGGGUAAUAUUUUGGAUUUUAUAGGGGAUGAACUGUUGAUAUUGGUUGCUCUAUAUACGAUUUUCAGCAACAUAGGGGCUUAGACUUUUUUUUUUUUUAUAAUUAUUAACGAAGCACAUACUUUAGGACCUUUGUGGAAGACG
Podospora bellae-mahoneyi is the source of this 2913-nucleotide messenger RNA. RefSeq lists its product as uncharacterized. The record is from RefSeq and is a predicted model, not a curated record. NCBI's taxonomy places the organism in Eukaryota, Fungi, Ascomycota, Sordariomycetes, Sordariales, Podosporaceae. The coding region runs from base 442 to 2691 and encodes 749 amino acids. The transcript is spliced from 6 exons.